UGCAUACGUACUAGCUACCACUGUUGGUCUGUCACGCCGGAGGCAGGUCGCAGUUAUUACUUUAACCCGGGGCCCCAUCGGCGAUGGCGGCCAACGGCGGUGACCACACGAGCGCUAGACCGCACGUUGUCCUGCUCCCUAGCGCCGGCAUGGGCCACCUGGUCCCGUUCGCCCGCCUGGCGGUGGCGCUGUCGGAGGGACACGGCUGCAACGUGUCCGUGGCCGCGGUGCAGCCCACCGUGUCGUCGGCGGAGUCCAGGCUCCUCGACGCGCUCUUCGUCGCCGCGGCCCCGGCCGUCCGCCGGCUCGACUUCCGCCUGGCGCCGUUCGACGAGUCCGAGUUCCCGGGCGCCGACCCUUUCUUCCUCCGCUUCGAGGCCACGCGCCGGUCCGCGCCGCUGCUCGGCCCGCUCCUCGACGCCGCCGAGGCGUCCGCGCUCGUCACGGACAUCGUUCUGGCGUCCGUCGCCCUGCCCGUCGCCAGGGAGCGGGGCGUCCCGUGCUACGUCCUCUUCACGUCCUCUGCCGCGAUGCUCUCCCUAUGCGCCUAUUUCCCCGCCUACCUCGACGCCCACGCCGCCGCCGGCAGCGUGGGCGUGGGCGUCGGCAAUGUCGACAUCCCCGGCGUGUUCCGGAUCCCAAAGUCAUCCGUCCCGCAGGCGCUGCACGACCCCGACCAUCUCUUCACCCAACAGUUCGUCGCCAACGGUCGCUGCCUCGUGGCCUGUGACGGCAUCCUUGUCAACACGUUCGACGCCUUUGAGCCGGACGCCGUUACGGCCCUGCGCCAAGGCUCCAUUACUGUCUCCGGCGGCUUCCCGCCUGUGUUCACCGUGGGGCCCAUGCUUCCGGUGAGAUUUCAGGCGGAGGAGACGGCGGAUUACAUGAGAUGGCUCAGCGCGCAGCCGCCACGGUCUGUGGUCUACGUCAGCUUCGGCAGCCGUAAGGCCAUACCGAGGGACCAGCUCCGGGAGCUCGCAGCCGGGCUCGAGGCCAGCGGCAAACGGUUCCUGUGGGUGGUGAAGAGCACCAUCGUGGACCGGGACGACACCGCCGACCUCGGCGGCCUGCUUGGUGACGGGUUCCUCGAGCGAGUGCAGGGGCGCGCGUUCGUUACCAUGGGGUGGGUGGAGCAAGAGGAGAUCCUGCAGCACGGUUCCGUCGGCCUAUUCAUCAGUCACUGCGGGUGGAACUCGUUGACGGAGGCAGCGGCGUUCGGUGUGCCGGUGCUAGCGUGGCCGAGGUUCGGCGACCAGCGCGUCAACGCCGCACUGGUGGCGCGCAGCGGGCUGGGCGCGUGGGAGGAGGGGUGGACCUGGGAUGGAGAGGAAGGGCUGACGACUCGAAAGGAGGUGGCUAAGAAGAUAAAAGGCAUGAUGGGGUAUGAUGCGGUGGCGGAAAAGGCAGCGAAGGUCGGCGACGCCGCCGCCGCGGCAAUAGCCAAGUGCGGCACGAGCUACCAGAGCUUAGAGGAAUUCGUUCAGCGGUGUCGGGACGCGGAGCGUAAGUAGGCUCGAC
Molecule: messenger RNA, 1518 nt
Organism: Zea mays
Lineage: Eukaryota; Viridiplantae; Streptophyta; Magnoliopsida; Poales; Poaceae
Gene: UGT708A6
Product: UDP-glycosyltransferase 708A6
Exons: 1
Coding region: 84-1511 (475 amino acids)
Molecular function (GO): UDP-glucosyltransferase activity
Source: RefSeq, marked validated